AUGGGUGGUAUUAGGAUCGCAAUAGAUCGGGGUGGUACCUUCACCGAUUGCAUUGGAACUCGUGGGUCUGGGAAGGCUGAAGAUGAUACAAUUAUCAAGUUGUUAUCUGUUGAUCCAAAAAAUUAUCCUGAUGCCCCCUUAGAGGGCAUCAGGCGUUUAUUGGAGAUCUUUAGGAAGAAGAAGAUACCCCGAGGGCACCAACUUGAUAUAUCAGAUGUGGAGAGUAUUCGAAUGGGUACAACUUUAGCUACAAAUUGUGUUUUGGAGCGGAAUGGGGAGAAAUGCGCACUUGUGACUACUAGAGGGUUUAAAGAUGCACUUCUUAUUAGGGAUCAGACGAGACCAAAAAUCUUUGAUCUGGCUAUUCGUAGGUCAGAUGUGCUGUAUGAUUCCGUGGUGGAAAUUGACGAAAGAGUGACCUUGGAAGAUUAUGCAGAGGAUCCAGCUAAUCAGAAGUCAGUUGCUUCUCCUCAUAAUCACACAUAUACAGGAAGAUCGGGUGAAGUGGUAAGAGUCAUAAAUAAACCCAAUGAAGCAGACAUUCGCUCAGUUUUACAAAUGUUAUAUGCUACUGGUAUUCGUUCUAUAGCAGUAGCUUUUUUACACUCUUACACGUUUCCUGAACAUGAACUCCUAGUUGAGGAUAUUGCGAGAGAUAUUGGUUUCACUCAUAUUUCGUUGUCUUCUAAAGUAUCUCCAAUGAUUAAAUUUGUACCAAGGGCCAACUCUUCAGUUGUGGAUGCCUACUUGACUCCUGUAAUUAGGGCGUACCUUGAUAGCAUUGAAUCUGGACUGCAGAAUAGUGAAAAUACCAAUAUGCAAUUUAUGCAAUCUGAUGGCGGGCUAGUAAAUUCUCGUAAUUUUUCAGGUUUGAAGGCAAUAUUGUCUGGCCCUGCUGGCGGAGUCGUAGGUUAUUCAGCAACUUGCUACGAUUCCAAUAAAAUUCCAUUGAUAGGGUUUGAUAUGGGUGGAACAUCCACGGAUGUUUCCAGAUUUGGUGAAGGAAAGCUGGAACAUGUGUUUGAGACAACAACAGCAGGUAUUAUCAUUCAAUCAUCUCAAUUGGAUAUUAAUACAGUCGCUGCAGGCGGCUCUUCUAGGCUGUUUUGGGAAAAUGGGUUGUUUAGAGUAGGCCCAGAAUCCGCUGCUGCUGAACCUGGCCCAACUGCCUACCGAAAAGGUGGACCACUAACAAUUACGGAUGCUAAUCUGGUACUGGACAGACUGAUUCCGGAGUUCUUCCCUAAGAUAUUUGGCCCCGAUGAAGAUCAGUCGUUGGAUUUAGAGGCAAGCAUAGAAGGUUUUAGGAAAUUAGCUGAACAAAUAAAUCAGGAUUUGGGUACUAGUAUGACUAUUGAUGAAGUGGCGUACGGGUUUAUCAAAGUUGCAAAUGAAUCUAUGGCUAGACCUAUUAGGGCUUUGACUGAAGCCAAAGGACAUAUUGUAUCCCAUCAUAGGCUGGUUUCGUUUGGGGGAGCUGGUGGUCAACAUGCAAUCGCUGUCGCAGAGGCUUUGGGAAUAAGUACUGUUUUAAUUCAUAGGUAUUCGUCUAUUUUAUCGGCGUACGGAAUGCUUUUAGCUGAUGUAGUAGAGGAAGCUCAGGAACCUUGUUCUUACAGUUUAACUGAAGCAAAUAUAGCAGGUAUAUUAGGCCCCAAAUUUGAAGAGUUGACAAAGAGAACUAAGGAUAAAUUGAUACAACAAGGCUUUGCUUCUACACAAAUUCUAUUUGACAAAUAUUUGAAUUUGAGAUAUGAAGGUACUGAAACCAGCCUGAUGGUUCUACAAAAGAACCCAGAAAGUUGGCAGUUUGAGGAUUGGUUUGCAGAACUUCACAAACGUGAAUUUGGAUUCGUUUUCCCCAAUAAGCAUAUAAUUGUUGAUGAUAUAAGGGUUCGUGCAACCGGUAAAUCUAAUACCAGAGAGGAGGAAUCUAUUGCUUACCAGUUGGCAAAUCUUACAAAGAUUACUGUCAAGGAUGAUAAAAUAUCCUUCUUUAAUAACGUAUACUUUGAAGGUGGCCGUAUAAAGACGCCAGUAUACAGAAUUGAUGAUUUAUUGGUCGGUAGCGUUGUUAAAGGUCCUGCAAUUUUAGCAGAUGGUACCCAAACAAAUAUUAUCCCUCCAAAUGCUGAAACUACAAUCCUGAACUCUCAUAUUUAUGUCGAAAUUUCUUCUAAAAUCAACGAGAAUAUUGGUAGCAGCGAUAGAAUUGAUCCUGUGCUGCUUUCUAUAUUUAGUCAUAGAUUUAUGGAUAUUGCCGAACAAAUGGGAAUCCAGUUAAAGAAAACCUCUGUAUCUACCAAUGUUAAAGAGCGAUUAGACUUUUCUUGCGCCUUAUUUGACUCAUAUGGUAAUUUGGUUGCUAACGCGCCACAUGUUCCUGUCCAUCUAGGCUCCAUGUCUACGUGCAUAGCUGCUCAAGCAAAACUUUUGGAGGGCAAGUUGAAACCUGGUGAUGUUAUAAUUACCAACCAUCCGGAUAUUGGCGGUACUCACUUGCCUGAUAUUACAAUUAUAACGCCAGCAUUUUCUUCGGACAAUACUGAAAUAGUAUUUUAUGUAGCUUCCAGAGCACAUCAUGCAGAUAUUGGUGGUACAUUACCGGGGUCAAUCCCACCAAAUUCUACAGAAUUGUACGAAGAAGGUGCAGCAAUAUACUCAGAAUUAGUAGUUAAGAGUGGAGUUUUUGAUGAAGCAUUGCUCAAGAAGUUAUUUUAUGAGGAUCCUGCCAAAUACCCAGGAUGCUCUGGAUCAAGAUGCUUAUCUGAUAACAUAAGUGAUAUUAAGGCCCAAAUUGCAGCGAAUAAUAAAGGGAUUCAGCUAAUCAAUAACUUAAUUAGUGACCUUGGUUUGGAUGUUGUGAUGACAUAUAUGAAGGCUAUUCAAUCCAAUUCCUCCAUCACAGUCAAGAAAAUGUUUAAGAAAAUUGUCGGUCAUUUUGGCCGCAAUGAAUUUGCUCAUGAAGAUUACAUGGACGAUGGAUCUGUCAUAAAGUUGAAGAUAAGUUUAAAUAUCGAAAGGGAAGAAUACUUAUUCGAUUUCAACGGAACUUCUCCUCAGGUAAAUGGUAAUUUGAACGCGCCUAUAGCUAUCACGAAUUCAGCAAUAUUAUAUUGUUUACGGUGCCUGGUUGAUGAGGAAAUCCCUUUAAAUCAGGGCUGUCUCCAACCAAUUACAGUUAAAAUCCCAGAAGGUACCCUGCUCUCUCCUACUAAGGGAGUUGCUGUGGUAGGUGGUAACGUUAUGACUUCCCAAAGAGUCACAGAUGUGAUAUUGAAAGCCUUCAACGUGAUGGCUGACUCACAAGGCGACUGCAAUAACUUUACCUUUGGAACAGGAGGUAAAGAUCCGAUUACUGGAGAAAUUCAACAAGGUUUUGGUUAUUAUGAAACCAUUGGUGGCGGUCAUGGAGCCGGCGGGGAUUCUUGGCGCGGUAUUGGAUGGAAUGGUGCGCAUGCUGUCCAUACCAAUAUGACAAACACCAGAAUGACUGAUGUAGAAAUUCUUGAAAGGCGCUAUCCUGUGAUCUUAAGGGAAUUCUCAAUUAGACACGGUUCAGGAGGCAGGGGUACUUAUUCAGGCGGCAAUGGUAUAACCCGGGACAUCGAAUUUAGAAUUCCUAUCCAAGCGUCUAUUCUGUCAGAACGUCGUGUCAAUCAGCCACAUGGACUAAAUGGCGGAGAAGAUGGUGAGAGAGGUCUCAAUCUUUGGAUUCGUAAAGAUAAUGGUGCCAUUAUUAAUAUUGGUGGCAGAGGGACUGUGAACGCGAAUCCAGGAGAUCGUAUUAUCAUCCAAACCCCCGGAGGGGGAGGAUAUGGCCCUCCACCCCACCCAACAACUAAGCGGUCUUUCUAG
Molecule: messenger RNA, 3858 nt
Organism: Eremothecium cymbalariae DBVPG#7215
Lineage: Eukaryota; Fungi; Ascomycota; Saccharomycetes; Saccharomycetales; Saccharomycetaceae
Gene: OXP1
Product: 5-oxoprolinase
Exons: 1
Coding region: 1-3858 (1285 amino acids)
Biological process (GO): glutathione metabolic process
Cellular component (GO): cytosol
Molecular function (GO): 5-oxoprolinase (ATP-hydrolyzing) activity
Source: RefSeq, a predicted model, not a curated record